Odontomachus brunneus is the source of this 1751-nucleotide messenger RNA. Its product is annotated as regucalcin-like. The transcript has 6 exons. The coding region runs from base 633 to 1604 and encodes 323 amino acids. NCBI's taxonomy places the organism in Eukaryota, Metazoa, Arthropoda, Insecta, Hymenoptera, Formicidae. Gene Ontology annotation, biological process: L-ascorbic acid biosynthetic process. The record is from RefSeq and is a predicted model, not a curated record. Gene Ontology annotation, molecular function: enzyme regulator activity; gluconolactonase activity; calcium ion binding.
GCGUGCUGCAAUUUUGUCGCUAUUCUGUCGACAAAACGUGCAGCACGCUUUGCCAAAAUUUGCCUUUGACACGUUUGGCUAUCAGGGUUAUAAAACGUUUUGAAAACGGUUAUAAAAGGUUUGCUUUUAACGUUUAUAAAACAUUUCUGAAACGUGUGUGUGCUACCUGAGCUACGUGAGUAAUCUCACGUCCUCUGUUUUUCUUUUACAAGUGUUCUUAUUUAUAUCUUGUUUCCUCUUUUACAUUUCUUUUAGACGUCUUAAAAAAAACAUCUUUUAAUCAUUUAUGCUGCUGGAAAUUCUUCACGCGCGAAACAUAAUCCGAGUAAUAUUUCUUGUUUGUGAAGUAACAUGCAGUUUAUCGUCGUGCUUAUCAGAGAUCCCCCGUCUUCUGCUGAUUAGUAUCAUCAUCGACGCUACAAUUGGUGAUAUUACCCUACAACCCACAAGUAAUUUGCUCAUCCGCGCAGCUCAACGAUUCUAUUCGUUCGAAUCCGUUCCUCUCGAACACUUCUACUCUUGAACUUCCGCCGUUUUCUCAGUGAUACUCUCAUAUCUUUUAACCGAACCGGUCUGGAUCGCAGUCAUAUUUUAGUUUCGAGUGAUAGAGCACGUUUCUCCACAUAACGGCAAUGCAAGUUGCAGGUGACUCCAAUGUGUGUGUUGAGAAAGUGACAGACACUUAUGGUCUUUCCGAAGGCCCUCAUUGGGAUCACCGUAGUCAGAAAUUAUAUUUUGUCGACAUAUAUAAUCAGUUCAUACGUAGGCUAGAUCCUGCAACAGGUGUUGUAACCAAUGCAUACAUAAAACAUGGCACUGUUGGAGUUGUUAUACCUGUAGAUGGUUCUUCUGAUCAACUCAUAGCAGGUGCUGGAAAAGAUAUUGUUUUGGUUACAUGGGAUGGAGAAAAAGAUGAGAAGGAGGUACCAACCGAAGUUCUGUGUUCUGUUGAUGAGAAAAAUGUUAAAACAAGAAUCAAUGAUGGAAAAGUUGAUUCCUCUGGGAGACUUUGGCUAGGCACUAUGGGUGAAAAUGAGGUUGGAAAUUUAAUUCCUGGUAUAGGAUCAUUUUACCACAUUGACAGUCAAAACAAAUUAUGUAUUCCCAUGAAGGAAAUAUCUCCCGUUUCCAUAAGCAAUGGAUUAGCAUGGAACAAAGAAGAUGAUACAUUCUAUUAUAUUGAUUCGCCUACUCGUCAAAUUGCAGCAUAUGAUUAUGAUCCAAACAGUGGAAAGAUAUCUAAUAGGAGAAUUGUAUUCAACUUGAACACUACUAACUUAUCUGGAGUGCCUGAUGGAAUGACCAUAGAUACAGAUGGCAAUCUUUGGGUAGCUUUGUUUGGCGGAAGUCAGGUCAUCAAUGUAAAUCCGAAAACAGGGAAAAUAUUACGUGUAGUCAAAAUCCCGGCCGAAAAUGUAACCAGUGCCACAUUUGGAGGUCCGUUUCUCGACAUUCUUUAUGUAACCACUUCGGGCCACGGUUUAACGGCAGAACAGCAAGAGAAGACUCCUAAAGCAGGUGCUUUAUUCGCGGUAAAAGGCUUAGGAGUUCGCGGAAGUCUCGCGAAUGCGUUUCGAAAUGAAUGCGUUGAUAAAUGUACUUAGACGAAUGCGUUUCGAAUGAAUUAAUAAAACAGGUAAUGGACAAUUGAUCGAAAAAGAUAUAUAUAUAUAUAUAUGAAGACAUAUUUUGUUUCUUAUGGAAAUCUAUGUACUCGUGUGUAUCAUCAAAUAAAAACGCUUAACAAUGUA